Messenger RNA from Trichomycterus rosablanca, 3795 nucleotides. It is a transcript of the gene arel1, whose product is annotated as apoptosis resistant E3 ubiquitin protein ligase 1. The coding region runs from base 128 to 3190 and encodes 1020 amino acids. Gene Ontology annotation, cellular component: cytoplasm. Gene Ontology annotation, molecular function: ubiquitin protein ligase activity. Lineage: Eukaryota; Metazoa; Chordata; Actinopteri; Siluriformes; Trichomycteridae. Gene Ontology annotation, biological process: negative regulation of apoptotic process; protein polyubiquitination. The transcript has 22 exons. The record is from RefSeq and is a predicted model, not a curated record.
UGAGCGGACAGCUAAUGGAUGUUAGCUACUGCAGGUGUUCAAGUAAUGAAGACAAAAUGGGAACAUACUGAGGGACGGACAGGCUUUAUUCCUCUACAAGAAUCAAAUCAAGGCUGAAGAUGGUCUGAUGGACCGCCGCUUCUUCCUGACUUUAAUCUUCUGUUCAGUCUCAUGGGUUUUCUUCUGGGAAUUGCGCUGGAAGAAGAGCAAGGAAAGUCAGAUUGAGGAAUGGCUACAGGGCCAUAGCCUCUCCAGUUACAAACAUUUAUUUGAAGAUGUACAGUCGCUGGAAGAGCUGAGUCUGAGCGUAUUAACUCGUUUGGAGGAGGUAGUUAAGGAACAGAGGCACUGGAGGGAUAUCACCGAAGCUCACGUCCGUCUGCUCAGAGACUUUGCCUUUCAGGAGUGGCUGUGCUCCCAGAGCCUCGAGCACUACUACCACACUCUGAAGGCCCUGGGAUGCAGGAAUCUGGAUGACCUAGCGCAGUUCGACAGCCAGCUUCAGCUCUCUCUGGCAGCCUGGGGUUAUUACUACGAGGACUACAUCAAGCUCUCAACAGGUGUAAAGGUCCUCCAAGCAUCCAGGGCCAGCAGAGACCAGGACUACGAGAUCCAGCUGGUGCACAGCCUUGCUGACAGGCGCCUCAAUGAAAAGUGGUCCAUUGCUGGAGCGCUGAUAUUCGGCUGUACGGUUGCACUGUGCUUUCUGAUAAGGGACCUCAUGUUUUACGUGAUUGGUGGAAUAACUGUUUCCAUCAUCGCAUUCGUCUUUACCAUCAAGUUCCUAUGUGAGCUUGCAGCACGAGUGGUCAGUUUCCUUCAGAAUGAGGACCCUGGACGUAGAGGCGACCGUAGCAUUUAUGACUAUGUACGAGGGAACUACCUGGACCCACGCUCCUGCAAAGUCUCCUGGGACUGGAAGGAGCCGCAGGAAGUGGGCCAGACCAUGAGCUUUCGCGUGCAGCUCUUCUAUAAGAAUGGCCAGCCUUUUCCAGCCCACAGGCCCGUGGGUUUAAAGGUGAACAUUACACAUAUUGAGCUGGCUCUAGACAUUCCUGUCACCCAGGAAGUGCUGCAGGAGCCCGAGUCCAACGUAGUAAAAGUGACCUUCACUGUGCGCAAGGCUGGCCGCUACGAGGUGGCUGUCAAACUGGGAGGCCUUAAUGUGGCUUACAGCCCCUAUUAUAAGAUAUUUCAACCAGGGACGGUGGUGCCUUCCAAAACAAAGAUUGCGUACCACUUUUCCACUCUGGUGCUAACCUACGGUCAACAACACACUCUGCAGAUUGAGCCUCGGGAUGAGUACGGCAACCCUACCAGUAACUCUGUCUCACUUGUGGAUGAAGUCAACUACAGUGUGCAUAUUAACCCACUGGGAACAGUGGAGGAGGACAGUUCUGAAGAUUACUACAGUAUAACUGUGUCAUGUAAUAAGCCUCAGUGUCAGGUUCUUCUGAAGCUCACUCUAAAGAAGAAGGGCUGCUUCAGGGCUCGCAUUACGUACAGGGAGCAGCCACUCAGCAAUGGAGAGUUUGAUAUCAUUGUGCUAAGUGAGACUGAGAAGAGCUGUGUGGAGAAGAACGUCUCCACCCCAGGCAUUAGUAUCUAUUUUGAGGCCUACCUCUAUAGCACAGGCAACUACUGCACCUCCACUUGGCAUCUCCCAGCAUCCUCUCUGCUGUCUCCACCUCGACGGCCCUCCAUGGGCGAUGAUGAGGAAGAGCACGACUCUCCAGUAGAGGGCCAACCGGAGAAGGUCAAGAAGCCAAAAAAGGUCUACUGCUAUAUAUCACCAAAGCAACUCUCUGUGAAGGAAUUUUACCUAAAGAUUAUUCCAUGGCGCCUUUUCACUUUCCGGGUGUGUCCAGGAACGAAGUUCACAUACCAUGGCCCUGACCCAGUCCAUAAGUACCUGACACUGGUGGUGGAUGAUGGGAUCCAGCCUCCGGUAGAACUGAGCUGCAAGGACAGGAACAUAAUGGCAGCCACAUUUAUUCGCUUCCUGCACAAGAACAUUGGAGGCUCAGAGACAUUUCAGGACAAGGUGAGCUUCUUCCAGCGAGAGCUCAGACACAUUCAUUCCAAAAAGCCUAGAACCAAGACCUGCCUGAAAAUCAGCCGACACACCAUGCUUGACUCAUCUCUUAAGGCUACCAGGAACUUCUCUGUGUCAGACUGGAGUAAGCACUUUGAGGUGGUGUUCCAGGAUGAAGAAGCUCUGGAUUGGGGCGGGCCAAGGCGUGAGUGGUUUGAACUUGUCUGUAAGGCUUUGUUUGACACCAAUAACCAGCUGUUCACACGAUUCAGCGACAACAACCAGGGCCUGGUCCACCCAAACGCAGAGCGGCCUGUUCACCUGAGACUGAAGAUGUACGAGUUCGCGGGACGUGUGGUGGGGAAGUGCCUGUAUGAAUCAGCUUUAGGAGGAGCCAACAAGCAGUUGGUGCGAGCCAGGUUCACUCGCUCAUUCCUCGCCCAGAUCAUCGGCCUGCGCAUGAACUACAAGUACUUUGAAACGGACGAUCCGGAGUUCUACAAAACAAAGGUCUGCUUCGUCUUAAAUAAUGACGUAAGCGAAAUGGACCUUGUGUUUGCUGAGGAGAAGUACAGCAAGUCCGGACAACUGGAAAAGGUGGUGGAGCUGAUAUCUGGUGGAGCUCAGAUUGCUGUGACUAAUGAAAAUAAGAUGCAUUACCUGAAUCUACUGGCUCAGUAUAGACUAGCCAGUCAGGUGAGGGAAGAAGUGGAGCACUUCCUCAAAGGACUGAAUGAACUUGUUCCUGAGAACCUUUUGGCCAUAUUUGAUGAGAAUGAGUUGGAGUUGCUGAUGUGUGGAACUGGAGAUAUCAAUGUGCAGGAUUUCAAAGCCCAUGCUGUUAUUGUUGGAGGCUCAUGGCAUUUCAGAGAAAAGGUGAUGAAGUGGUUCUGGGCUGUGGUAUCCUCCUUCACUCAGGAAGAGCUUGCACGUCUCCUCCAAUUCACAACCGGCUCCUCUCAGCUUCCCCCCGGUGGUUUCAACACACUCUGCCCUUCCUUUCAGAUUAUAGCAGCGCCCACACACAGCACGCUGCCAACCGCACACACCUGCUUUAACCAGCUGUGCCUCCCAACCUACGACUCCUACGAGGAGCUGCACAAACUGCUGAAGCUGGCCAUCAGUGAGGGCAGCGAGGGCUUUGGUAUGCUCUGACCACACGCUGCUCCUGCCUUCCCGACUUACCUGUACAGUUUUUUCUCUAUACACCUUAAACAAGUGAGCUACUGUACAUGAGCCAAUGCACUUUUUGCCUCCAAUGACAGACCUCUGCACUGAUGCCCACAUGGAUGUCCAGAUUUUUCUCACCACCAGGACAUCAUGAACCUGAGUUGCCUCUGGCUUAUUACACUGGAUGCUGAAGCUAUGGGCAUUUUUUCCUAAGCAAAUAGAAGCUCGCUUAGGUUUUAUUCUAUGUACAACAUUUAUGUUUUGCUUUUUUGUUUGCCCAGCCAUUAAAAUAUAGUAUGUCAUGCUAAAAUCACAUAUGGCAUUAACAAAUCUGUGAACAUUUAAAUAGAGUGUAGCAGCCUUUAAGAUGUGUGCUUUAACACACUUACUGCACUUUGGCCUUAACUGAUCAGGGAAGGUUGUAUGUAUAUAUUGCUGUUUGUUGUGUGUAUAUAUAGAAGCUGUAAAUGUCAUUUUGAAUUGUAUAUCUACAUCACUGUGGUACUUACCCUCUAUUAGCAGCCAGCCUUGUGGAAGCUUCUUGUCUAUUUUCAUUAUUCUAUUUCUCACCCUUAAAAAGUGAUCCUUUA